Messenger RNA from Fraxinus pennsylvanica, 1113 nucleotides. The record is from the annotation of a GenBank genome assembly. Lineage: Eukaryota; Viridiplantae; Streptophyta; Magnoliopsida; Lamiales; Oleaceae.
AUGUCCCGUCGAUCCUUCUCCAUCCUAAAACGGCUCAUCACUCACCGCCCGAAUACCUCUCAUCUCUUAUCCUCCCAAAGAUCCGUAACCUACAUGCCCCGUCCAGGCGAUGGGGCACCCCGACCCGUUACCCUUAUUCCUGGCGAUGGCAUCGGUCCCUUAGUGACUGGCGCCGUUGAACAGGUGAUGGAGGCUAUGCACGCGCCGGUUCAUUUCGAGAAGUAUGAGGUGCACGGCGACAUGAAGCAGGUUCCCCAAGAAGUUUUGGAUUCCAUCAGGAAGAACAAGGUUUGCUUGAAGGGCGGCCUCAUGACCCCUGUAGGUGGUGGCGUGAGCUCUCUUAAUAUGCAGCUCAGGAAAGAGCUCGAUCUUUACGCGUCCCUCGUCAAUUGCUUUAAUCUACCAGGGCUCCCAACGCGCCACGAGAAUGUUGAUAUAGUAGUUAUUCGGGAGAAUACUGAAGGGGAAUACUCGGGACUAGAGCAUGAGGUGGUUCCUGGUGUUGUCGAAAGCCUCAAGGUGAUAACAAAGUUUUGUUCUGAGCGCAUUGCAAAAUAUGCUUUUGAGUAUGCUUAUUUAAACGGCAGAAAGAAAGUGACGGCUGUGCACAAAGCCAAUAUCAUGAAGCUCGCCGAUGGUUUAUUCUUAGAAUCUUGUCGAGAGGUUGCCACAAAAUAUCCUGGGAUCAAGUACAAUGAGAUUAUUGUGGAUAACUGCUGCAUGCAACUGGUUUCCAAGCCUGAGCAAUUUGAUGUCAUGGUGACACCAAAUCUCUAUGGCAAUCUGGUUGCAAAUACAGCUGCUGGUAUAGCUGGUGGCACUGGAGUUAUGCCUGGAGGGAAUGCUGGGGCUGGUUAUGCUGUUUUUGAGCAAGGUGCUUCGGCUGGGAAUGUGGGAAACACAAAUUUGGUGGAGCGAAAGAGAGCAAACCCAAUUGCUCUUCUUCUCUCCUCUGCUAUGAUGCUGAGACAUCUCCAAUUUCCAUCAUUUGCUGAUCGUUUAGAGACUGCAGUAAAACAUGUUAUUGCAGAUGGAAAAUACCGGACGAAAGACCUUGGUGGAGAUAGCACCACUCAACAAGUUGUUGAUGCAGUUAUAGCAGCUCUAGACUGA